UUGACUGUUUCCGUCUGUCUGUCUCCGUUCGUGAUGGCGGCUGUGACCUCUCCACUGCGCGCGUGCCGCGGUAUAUUGAGAGAGAUUCGGCUCAUGAAGGGUUCCGGUUACAGACACACAAUCGUUUAUAAAUAUGUGCUGGAUCAGUUCAGAAGAAAUCAGGUGACAGGUGCGCAGUACUGCCGCGAGCGCAUGGACGCUCUUCACACCGCGUGUACGUACCAGUGUCUGCUGACAUCCACUCGAGAGCACCUGCAGCUGCACGAGGUGUAUCACGCGCGAGGAGAGCGAGACACCGCGCAGAUGGCCGGACUGGUGGGACUGCGACUCCCGACACAACCCGGAGGGAAGGGCUGGGAGACGUGAACACCACACGAACACUUGUGUGUGUGUGUGUGUGUGUGUGUGUUGACUGAUUUGUAGUAUAAGCUUGUACAAAUCUAUGAAUAAAAUUCACUUUAAAAUAUU
Triplophysa dalaica is the source of this 468-nucleotide messenger RNA. RefSeq names its product formation of mitochondrial complex V assembly factor 1 homolog (gene fmc1). Lineage: Eukaryota; Metazoa; Chordata; Actinopteri; Cypriniformes; Nemacheilidae. The coding region runs from base 34 to 366 and encodes 110 amino acids. Gene Ontology annotation, cellular component: mitochondrion. The record is from RefSeq and is a predicted model, not a curated record. The transcript is spliced from 2 exons.